AUGUCUACUGAUGAUAAACGAUAUUUUCAACGUACAUUACAUUAUUUUCCGAGUAUUGAAAAUGAUGCAUCACGUAUUACAUGGGCGCAUGCUGUUAAUAGUCAACAAAAACUUGAAGAAGCACUUAAAAGUUCAUUAAUGUUUAUUGAAGCUGAUAUUCUAAUAGGUUCAUCAUCAAGUGAUCCUAUCAUGGCUCAUCCACCACAUAAAGCAAGUGAUUUAACAUUUUCUGAAUUUCUUAACGAAGUUAAAUCAACAAGUAAAGGUUUGAAACUUGAUUUUAAAGAUAUCAAUGCAUUACAACCAUGUCUCAAUGAAUUAGAAGCACAAAAAGAUGAUAUUAAUGGUCCUAUUAUUCUCAAUGCUGAUAUUGUUCGUGCAAAUCCACAAUGUGCACAACCUAUUGAUGCUCAACGUUUCUUAAGUGAAGGUCUUGCAUUUGGUUUUCGUGUAAUACCACAAUUAAUGAUAUCAUUUUCACUUGGUUGGACAACAAUUUAUGAUAAAACAACAAAUUCAUAUACUUGGUCAAGUGUAAUUGAUAUGUAUCGAACAAUCACACAAAAUGAUAAUUAUUCUUUAUUUAAUUUUGAAAUAACAUUUCCCGUUCGUCUUUCAUUAGCAUUUAAAUCAUUUGAUCAACUUCAUUGGCUUGCACAAGUAACUAAAUCAGGUUUAACAUUUUGGUCACCGAUUGAUGAAGUUGAAAAUACACAAGAAAAUUUAAAAUGUUUGCUUCAAUUUCGAACACAUUUUAAUCGUUCAUUAAUUUAUUAUGAUUUACCAACACCAUUUGAUACUUUAAUAAGUGAAAAUUUUUAUACUCAAAAUGAAAGAGAAAAUGAAAAAGAUAUAUUUCCAUCAAUGAAAGAUUAUUGGCAUACAAUAACAGGUCAAGAAGAUAAUGUCUUGGUAUCAGAUUUUAGUGCUGUUCUAUUAAAAUCUAAUGUUUUUUUACGUACAAAACAAACAUUUGAUUCAACAGUUGCUUGUACGUGGUCAGGCACAAUUGAUUUUCUUACUGAUGCAUCAUCACAAACACAAGCUGUUCUAUGUUAUUUAGCUGAAACUGAACAUAUAUCAAAAGCAGGAAUGACAAUAACAAUUUCAAAAACAGGUUCUAUUGAAGUUGUUUAUGAAAAUACUCAAGGUUCAUCACAAGUUGAUGAAAAUUUUGUUUUUCCAAGUUAUGCAUAUGCAUUUCGAAUUCGAGAUUCAAUAUCAACAAUUCAUAUUGAAAUAUCAUCACUUGAUAUUGAAAAUUUAUCAUUAACAUCAUCAACAUCAUCAUCUGUUUCAACUUCUGUUCAAUUAACUGUUUUUCUUAAUACAAAUCAUCGUCGUAUAGCAUCAUCAGAUGACAAUAAACAUUUUCAUGCUGCUGUUAUGGGACAAAAUAUCGAACAAAUGACAUCCACUGAUAAUAAUCCAACUGGUGGAAUUGUAUUUUCUCGUUUACGUCUUACACAAGAAUUGAUAUCUACUAAUUAA
Molecule: messenger RNA, 1491 nt
Organism: Rotaria sordida
Lineage: Eukaryota; Metazoa; Rotifera; Eurotatoria; Philodinida; Philodinidae
Source: the annotation of a GenBank genome assembly